Molecule: messenger RNA, 2493 nt
Organism: Zasmidium cellare ATCC 36951
Lineage: Eukaryota; Fungi; Ascomycota; Dothideomycetes; Mycosphaerellales; Mycosphaerellaceae
Exons: 4
Coding region: 1-2493 (830 amino acids)
Biological process (GO): regulation of RNA metabolic process; regulation of gene expression
Cellular component (GO): nucleus; cytoplasm
Molecular function (GO): mRNA binding; protein binding
Source: RefSeq, a predicted model, not a curated record
AUGGCCGAGACUACGCCAGACACUCCCGUCGCGACCCAGAAGCGCCCACUCGAGGAGCCAUCGUCUCCAUCUGGACCUACCGACCAGCCCGACGCCAAGCGUCCCGCCCUCGACAAGAUUCUCAAGGAGGAGGGCGUCGCGGAGCAGCAGCUCUCUUCCGAUGCGCUCGAAUCUGUCAACGACACCAUCUCAAAGCAAGAAGCGGCUGAUGAUGCUGCUGGUGUCAAGACUGAGGAUGGCGAGCCUGCUGAAGUCAAAGACGAAGAUGAUGCCACGGAUAGGCAAGGCGACACUGUGGUCCCCGAUGCUCCAGCCAACGGCGCGAUCGUCGACGGCGGAUUCCAACAUGUGGACGAGUCCAAAUUCCUUCAUGUCCGCGCUAUCAUCUCCAGCGCUGAGGCAGCGACUGUCAUUGGUAAGGGCGGGGAGAACGUCAGCCAGAUCCGUCGCAUGUCUGGUGCCAAGUGCACUGUCAGCGAGUACAACCGCGGCGCCGUGGAGCGUAUCUUGACGGUCAGCGGUAAGCCCGACUUCGUUGCCAAAGCUUUUGGUCUCAUCAUCCGCACCCUCAACCAAGAGCCCCUCGAAGAGCCCUCCAACCCCCAGUCCAAGACGUACCCACUCCGCCUCCUGAUCCCUCACAUCCUCAUCGGCUCUAUCAUCGGCAAGCAGGGCGUUCGCAUUCGCGAGAUCCAGGGAGAGUCGGGCGCUCGCCUCAACGCAUCUGAGUCCUGCCUUCCACUUUCCACGGAGCGCUCCCUCGUCGUCUUGGGCGUGGCAGAUGCUGUUCACAUCGCUACGUACUAUGUUGCGCUCACUUUGGAGGAGCAGUUGAUCGACCGCUUCGGCGGCCCAGCAGCAUCCAACUACGCCGGCCGUCAUGGUGGCCCGCAGGGUGUUGUGCCUGGCGGCAUGCAGGUCGUACCAUAUGUGCCACAGCACGCUGGCGGACAGAUGGGUCAUCCUGACAGCUUCCGCAACAAGCAACACCAGCAGCCUCCGCGCACUCCCGCCAACCCGUACGCCACGCCCCAGUACAUGCACGGCCAACCUCAACCGCAGCAGCCACAGAUGCCUGGUCCCUACGGCGCGGCUUCACCACGUACUCCCUAUGUGGGCGCAGGACCACAGCCGGCUCAGCCAUACGGCCAUGUCGCACCUCAGCCAGGCGCCCACGCCGGUCCACCGCAGCAGCCAAUGCAGGGCAUGGUCCCAGGCCAGCCCAUCACGCAGCAGAUCUUCAUCCCCAACGACAUGGUCGGCGCCAUCAUCGGCAAGGGAGGAGCGAAGAUCAACGAAAUCCGCCAGCUCAGCGGCAGCGUCAUCAAGAUCAACGAACCCCAGGACAACAACAACGAGCGACUCGUCACCAUCACCGGUACCCAGGAGUGCAAUCAAAUGGCCCUGUACAUGUUGUACUCUCGUUUGGGUGAGUCUACAAAGCUGGAUCGCAUCGAGACUCCUGUUUGGUUCCGCCAUCUGCCUCCCAAUCCUACGACGCCAGUACCAGGCUCCGGACGGCCGCGUAGCAUGGCUACGACGAUGCAUCCUCAUGGCGUUCCUGCUGUCGAGGUACCUUCGCCAGCACCCUCAGACGCUUCUUCGUCCACCCAACAAGGCGUCGCAGAGCCACCGCGCCGCUCACCAAGACCCGGCCGAUCACCAGCACGACCACUCCUCCGUACAGCCUUCCGCAACUUCUCCGGCGUCGCCACGGUCGUCGUAGGCAAACCCAACGACCGCGCUCGCCCUCAGACCCAAUACCUCAUCCACAAAGAACUCCUGACCGCCGCCUCGCCCUUCUUCGCCGCAGCCCUCAACAGCACCUUCGCCGAAGGCCUCGACCAAACCGUGCGCCUCCCCGAAGAAAAACCCGAAUCCUUCGAAUGGUUCCUCCAAUGGCUCUACACCGGCACUCUCACCACGCAACCCACAACCAGCGACCCCCUCGCCACCCCCCCCCCCCACCGCGCCUCCACCCCCCCCCCCCUCCCCCAUCACCCCCACGCGCAUGCGCACGCCCACCCAACCCUCCACGACAUCGCCCUCGACGGCGACCUCCGCAACACCGCGGGCUCCCCCAAAUACUUCCUCCUCCUCGAUCUGUACGCCCUCUCUGACCGCCUCCUCACCACGCCCCUCUCCAACCACAUCCUCACAACCAUCGCGCGGCUCUCCGAAUCCACAAACUCCGUCCCCACCCCCUCCGACACCUGGAUCCUCUACGACACCAUUCCCAGCACCUCCCCCCUCCGCACGCUCAUCCUGGACCUCUUCGCGUACAAAAAAACCGACAAGCUCCUCGAAACCCACAAGGACGACUGGCACCCGCGCUUCCUGCGGGACCUUGUCGUGAAGCUGAAACGUCCCGGGCCGGAGGCUCUGGAGCGGCAUAGUCUCGUGGCGUGGCGGCCGCGGAGCUGGAGCACGAGUAAGGCGUGCGAGGGGUGUAAGGAGGUUUUGAAGCCUGGGCAUACCACACAAAAGCAGUAG